Messenger RNA from Guyanagaster necrorhizus, 785 nucleotides. RefSeq lists its product as uncharacterized. The record is from RefSeq and is a predicted model, not a curated record. Bases 143 to 547 code for a protein of 134 amino acids. NCBI's taxonomy places the organism in Eukaryota, Fungi, Basidiomycota, Agaricomycetes, Agaricales, Physalacriaceae. The transcript has a single exon.
GUCGAUCAAAGAGCUCUAAGCCAGCUGUCUACCAUAUCUGGCCAAUUUUCGAGCCUCAAAAGACUGUCCAUCAUGAUCGAGGAGAAUACCUUCCACUAUCCUGGCCUUUCCAAUAACCUGCAUUCCGCCGCGCCAUUCAUCAAUGGCUUCUGCGAGACACCACCUGCGAGAGAUAUUGCUUCACGAGAUAGGCCUCUCGCAUCUUAAGCUCCCCUUUUCUCAGUUGCGGACAUUCACUGGAGAUAUAUCGCAUCGUCUUGAGUAUUUGGGACUUUUCGUUUCGGCACCCCAGCUUCUUACAGCGACGUUAAAAGUGUGCUUUGCAUUCCCUCUCUCCACUCUUCCUGUGCCAUUCAUAUAUACCAAGCUGUACACGCUUUCUCUCUACACCGAUAUCCGGUGCAUACGAGGCCUUCGUCAGCCAGUGUUGGACGUUUUUCGUAUCGAGCAAAUAUCUUCCGGUGGAUAUCAUCAUAUUGCCGAACUCUUUCGAGAAUCGCGUUGUCCAAUUCGUAGCUUAUAUCGCACUUCCAUCGUCGGAACUUGAAGCAUGCUCAAGCACCCUUGCAUCACUAUCCAUUCGGCUGAACGAAGGCUCAGCUUUGGAUGUGUACAAUGUGUUCUCAUUAGACGGCACGUCGUGUCUUGCACCUCACUUGGAAGAAUUAUGCAUUCGCGACGAUGUUCACAUGGAUGAAGACUGAGAAACUUCUUUUGCUGAAGACCCGUUUUUGGAUAUGGUGUCUGGGCGGCGGGAUUCUGGUGGCGAGAUCGGCUGCUGACGA